AUUACAAAAUUGAGAUUGCUGGACAAAAGGGAGAGGACGUUGGGACGCUCGGCGCAGCAGGAAGGCUCCCAUCAUCAGCGAUCCCGUAUUACUAGCUGGAGAGAGGACCUUCUGUCCAGAUGAGAGAGUGGACUGAGUUGGAGAUGAGCUUUUCAGCAGGGGGCUUUCUCUCCGCCUCGGACGGUUACUGCUCCACAGAGCAGCUCCAGUAUUACGACAUGCUGGCUGACCCUCUGGGCUACCCCCUACAGGACCCUGACCUCCAGCUGCUCCCUUACAGCCAACAACAGUACAGCCCCGCCACACUGCCCUUCUCCCUCUAUGGCUCUCCACCCUCCUCCACCUCCUCCCCCUCCUCGUCCUCCUCCUCCUCGCAGCCCUGCCAUCCUCCGUACCACUACAGCCCUCAUUGCCUGGAGGCCCCCUGCGAUCCCAGCCCCGAGCCCCACUGCGGGGUCCUGGCUCAGGGGCUCGGAGCAGUGGGACUGCCUCUGGGGCGGAGGACGCGGACAGGGUCGGGAGGGAAGAGCAGAGGUCAGGAUGAGCUGUGUGUGGUGUGUGGAGAUAAAGCGUCAGGAUAUCACUACAACGCUCUGACCUGCGAGGGAUGUAAAGGUUUCUUCAGGCGCAGCGUGACUAAAAAGGCGGUGUAUCACUGUAAGAGCGGCGGCGGCUGUGAGAUGGACAUGUACAUGAGGAGGAAGUGCCAAGACUGCCGGCUGAGGAAAUGCCGCGCUGUGGGAAUGCUGGCAGAGUGCCUUCUGACAGAGGUGCAGUGCCAGUCCAAACGACUGAGGAAAGGAGGAAAAGGCAGAGGACAGGAGGACGAGGACAACACAGACAGCAGGAGGGUCAGCUCAACCAGCAGGAUACCUGGACAGCAGGCUUUGUCUGCCAGUUUAACUCGCGAACAGAAGUACAUGGUGGACAGGAUGGUGGAGGCCCAUCGACUGUACAGAGCACAGGACAGCAGCCACUGCAGGCUGUUUGAGUGGCCGUGCACAGAAGAAGGGGAGCGUUUCUCAGAUGUUGUGUCACCCCACCUGCAGUGGCUGCUACAGUUUGCCAGGACGGUGCCAGGCUUUGACCUUCUGGAUUUUUGUGACCAGAGCUCUCUCAUGUCCGUAUCCUCUUUGGAGGUCAUGUUCCUGCUCUCAGCUCAGCAGUUCUCCCACAACCCCACAGGCCCUAGUCCAGCCCUGCAGAUUUUCAGUAUGUCAACACACGGCUGGCUGAGAAACACGGAGACAAAGGAAAACUUCCACAACCGGACGCCGUUCAGCUCCGGAGCCAGUGAGGAUCUCUUGGGGCCGGUGCUCAACUUCUUCCACAGCAUGGCGACUCUGCUGACGGAGGCUGAGUACGCGCUGCUCACCGCCACAGCUCUGCUCUGCUCAGACCGGGCGUCCCUGCAGGCAGCCAGCUGCGUUGAGAAAAUGCAGGAAUUGAUUCUGGACCUGCUGUCCAGAAUGUGUGGGGCCCACGCUGGAGCUGCACGAGGGGGACCUCAGCGGUUUGGCCGCCUGCUGGGCAGACUGACGGAGCUGCGGACCCUCCGUCACAACUACCUCCUCUUGACGAGACGGAGAGGACACACAGCGACAGGAGGAAGCCACCAACAUCAUCUCUGAGGAGUUUGGAUUGAAGGACUUCACUUAUCCUCUAUGGGCUGAGAAAUUUUAGACAGACAUUUACAAAAUGCAAGCUUUUACCUGAUAGUGAUCAGAUUGUUGGAUUCUUUGGUCUCACGCACAAAUCUGCCAUUUUGUCAGUUAACCCUUUGAAACCAGAGCAAACUGGCUUGAUUUCUUUAUCAAAAAACAUGGAAAGAAGGAAAUGAGUAAAAAAAAGUACAAGGAAAUAACCUGAGAAAUAGAUAAAGAGGUAGGUCAAAAACCAAAAACAAACAAGGAAAAAAAGAUUUUUAUAACAUUGUUUUAUAUAUGUAACUAUAAAUAU
This is a messenger RNA of Plectropomus leopardus (leopard coralgrouper), 1959 nucleotides long. RefSeq names its product nuclear receptor subfamily 1, group H, member 5 (gene nr1h5). Gene Ontology annotation, cellular component: RNA polymerase II transcription regulator complex. NCBI's taxonomy places the organism in Eukaryota, Metazoa, Chordata, Actinopteri, Perciformes, Serranidae. Gene Ontology annotation, molecular function: zinc ion binding; nuclear receptor activity; RNA polymerase II cis-regulatory region sequence-specific DNA binding. Gene Ontology annotation, biological process: negative regulation of transcription by RNA polymerase II; bile acid signaling pathway; negative regulation of inflammatory response. The record is from RefSeq and is a predicted model, not a curated record.